Penicillium daleae is the source of this 264-nucleotide messenger RNA. RefSeq lists its product as uncharacterized. The transcript has a single exon. Bases 1 to 264 code for a protein of 87 amino acids. NCBI's taxonomy places the organism in Eukaryota, Fungi, Ascomycota, Eurotiomycetes, Eurotiales, Aspergillaceae. The record is from RefSeq and is a predicted model, not a curated record.
AUGGCCCAGUGGGUCCGGCACGCCGGCGAAGCUAUGUUCCUGACACUGCGCUCGCAAGAACCAACUUGCAACAUGGACGGCGUUGAUACGACUGGGGAACUGUACUGGGGCGAGGCUGGGUUCUGUCCUGAAAGAUGGUCCUUUUGGAUUAAGCGAGCCUUUGAGCUUACCCAAGAAGUUUCAGAGAAUCUUCGGCCUCUGGUUCUCAGUGCAGCACACCGGAUGGUGGAUAUCUCCAUGUUGGGAGCUGCAAGGCUAAUGUAG